Molecule: messenger RNA, 1899 nt
Organism: Lizanozyma spartinae
Lineage: Eukaryota; Fungi; Ascomycota; Pichiomycetes; Serinales; Debaryomycetaceae
Gene: GUT2
Product: glycerol-3-phosphate dehydrogenase
Exons: 1
Coding region: 1-1899 (632 amino acids)
Biological process (GO): glycerol-3-phosphate metabolic process
Cellular component (GO): mitochondrion; glycerol-3-phosphate dehydrogenase (FAD) complex
Molecular function (GO): glycerol-3-phosphate dehydrogenase (quinone) activity
Source: RefSeq, a predicted model, not a curated record
AUGUUCCGUCGUUUGGCUACUUCGAAGUUGGCGAAAGCGACAUACGUCGCAUCUGCAGCUUUAGGUCUGACUGUAGUGUAUCUUGAUUUUAUAAAGUCACCUAAUAAACCUUUGGUUGAUUACACCAAUUUCCAACCAUUAUCAACACAAGAGAAAAAUGUCGUCAAACCUCCUACAAGACAACAAUUGUUACAACGGUUAAAAGAUGGUCCCACGACUUUUGAUACCUUAAUCAUCGGUGGUGGUGCUGUGGGUUCUGGUGUAGCAGUUGAUGCUGUAACUAGAGGGUUAUCAGUAUGUCUUUUAGAAAGAGAAGAUUUUGCUAGUGGAACUUCAUCUAAAUCAACGAAAAUGGCUCAUGGUGGGGUAAGAUAUUUGGAGAAGGCAAUCUUCCAAUUACUGAAGGAUCAAUUGGAUUUGGUGAUUGAAGCGUUAAAUGAAAGAGCUAAUAUGAUGCGAACCGCUCCUCAUUUAGUCUCUGUCUUACCUAUUUUGAUUCCAGUUUAUAAAUGGUGGCAAAUUCCUUAUUUCUAUGCCGGUUGUAAAAUGUAUGAUUGGUUUGCUGGCUAUCAAAAUUUACGGUCCUCUACUUUAUAUUUGGGUGAGCAUGCCAAAGCUGCUGCUCCAAUGAUUGAAUCUUCCAAUUUGAAAGCUGCAUGUUUAUAUCAUGAUGGUAGUUUUAAUGAUGCCAGAAUGAACGCUACUUUGGCUUUGACAGCUAUUGAAAAUGGAGCCACCGUACUUAAUUAUAUGAAUGUUGUUCAAUUACUUAAACAAGAUUCUAAAGUUAUCGGUGUCAUUGCUCAGGAUAGAGAAACAGGAGAAACUUUCCAGAUUAAGGCUAAAUCAGUGGUCAAUGCUACAGGACCAUUUGCUGAUCAAAUUUUGGAAAUGGAUAAAGAUCCUAAGGGGUUACCUCCAUUAAUUAAACAAUUACCUAAAAUGGUUGUGCCUUCAAGUGGUGUUCACAUUGUAUUACCUGAAUAUUAUGGGCCCAAGGAAAUGGGUCUUUUGGAUCCAAGCACUGAAGAUGGUAGAGUAAUGUUCUUUUUACCAUGGCAGGGGAAAGUGUUAGCUGGUACAACUGAUACUCCUUUAAAGGAAGUGCCUGAUUCACCAGUUGCUAAAGAAGAUGAGAUUAAUGAUAUUUUGAAUGAACUUCAAAAGUAUAUUAACUUCAAAGUUGAAAGAGAAGAUGUUUUAUCAGCUUGGAGUGGUGUUCGUCCUCUAGUUAAAGAUCCUUCUAUUGAAGAGAACAAUGGGAAAACUGAAGGAUUAGUAAGAUCUCAUUUGAUCACUACUUCUCCAACUGGGUUAGUUACAAUUCUGGGAGGUAAAUGGACAACUUAUAGAGAAAUGGCUGAGGAAACCGUUAAUACCAUCAUUUCAACCUCAAACUUGGAGCCUAAACGUCCAUGCCAAACCAAUUCAAUCAUACUUGCUGGUGGAGAGAAUUAUCACCCAGGGAUUGAUACUCAAUUAAUUCAUGAAUAUCAUAUUCCUGCCAAAUUAGCUACUCAUUGGGCUAAUAAUUAUGGAACUCGUUCAGUAAUACUUGCUAAAUUAUAUAUCAGCGAUCCACUGAAUCGUCUUCCAAUUGAAUUAGCUGGUAAAAUUGAACAUCCAAAGGAAUUAUUAGGUGAAUCAUUCAUGGAAACUGAACCUUUCACAGUUGCAGAAUUGAAAUAUGCCAUGAAUUAUGAGUAUGCUCGUACCCCAGUGGAUUUCCUUGCAAGAAGAACGCGAUUGGCAUUUUUGAAUGCCAAAGAAGCCUACGUUUCCAUUGAUGCCGUGGUGAACAUCAUGGGCCGUGAACUCGGAUGGAAUAGAAAGACAGCCGAACAAAUGAAACAAGAUGCUGAAGACUACAUUGGGAAAAUGGGUAUCCGGCCUCAAUAA